AAAAUUUAAAAAAAAAAUUAGACACCUUCCAUAAUCUCUGUUUCAAUUUAACUGAAAAAAAAAAAUCUUUUAGUUACGAAAUCAACUCCAAAACUUGUACCAAAAACUUAAUCUUUUCCUGGUUUGAACUUAAAAGCUCUGUUCUUUCUACUUUGUUUUUUUCCUUAAAAAUUUUAAACUUGUUUUUUAGUUGUUUGAGCUUAAAACCCAAAUGAGUUUUUGAUAAAACCUCAAAAAAAAUAUUUUUUUUCUUUAUAAAGGUUUAAGUGUUAACUAUGGAGUCAAGAGAAGCUGUUACCGGUACUACUACCGCCGCUGUUACUGGUACUACUACUGCCACUGCCACUGGUGGGGUUACGGUGGUAGGAUCCGAUGCUCCGUCGGACUACCACAUAGCUCCAAGGUCCGAAAACUCGACCCAGAACCCGAACCCGACUCCGGGAUCUGGUCAGCCGCAGCAGCCUCCUCCGCAAACGGUGGCGCAACCAGUACCUCCGCCGGUUUUGGUGGCGGGGAUGCCGGUGAAGAAGAAGAGGGGAAGGCCUAGAAAAUAUGGACCGGAUGGUUCACUCACUAUGGCGCUCUCUCCAAAGCCUAUAUCGACGGCUGCGCCGCCUCCGGUGAUCGACUUCUCCGUCGGGAAGAGAGGGAAAGUGAAGUCGCCGACGUCGGUUUCCAAGGCUAAGUACGAGUUGGAGAAUUUAGGUGAAUGGGUUGCAUGCUCUGUUGGUGCUAAUUUUACGCCGCAUAUCAUCACUGUUAAUGCUGGUGAGGACGUAACGAUGAAGAUUAUAUCAUUUUCUCAACAAGGGCCUCGAGCUAUAUGCAUUCUCUCUGCAAAUGGGUUGAUCUCAAGUGUCACCCUUAGGCAACCUGAUUCUUCUGGGGGUACAUUGACAUAUGAGGGUCGUUUUGAGAUACUGUCCUUGUCUGGUUCAUUCAUGCCCAAUGACAGUGGAGGAACAAGAAGCAGAUCUGGUGGGAUGAGUGUUUCAUUGGCAAGUCCAGAUGGGCGCGUGUUAGGUGGUGGAGUUGCUGGUCUGCUAGUAGCUGCUGGCCCUGUGCAGGUUGUAGUGGGCAGUUUUCUGGCAGGGAACCAGCAUGAGCAGAAGCCUAAGAAACAGAAGCACGAGUCUAUGUCAACUACAACACCAAUGGCUGUCAUUCCCGUUUCUAGUGCCGAACCAAAACUAAACAUCUACUCAUCCUUCCGCGGCGAUAGUUGGUCUUCGUUGCCGUCAGAUUCAAGGAAUAAGCCCACUGACAUUAAUGUAUCUUUGCCUGGAAGCUAAUCCAAAUUUCCUUAUCAUGCAGUAUAAGGCUUGAUACUGACAGCACUCGCAAUCAAAGUACAACUAAUGAAUCUCAUUCUCACCUUUGUUGUUGUUUUAUGUGUAAGCUUAUUGACUUAUCACAAAGUACUGGCAUGUUCAUUUUCACCUGGGGUUUUUUUGACCCUAUUUUUUUUCAUCAGUAGCUCAGUUAGUCACCUGAUCAGAUAGGCUUCAGCCGCUGUCGUGU
Molecule: messenger RNA, 1521 nt
Organism: Durio zibethinus
Lineage: Eukaryota; Viridiplantae; Streptophyta; Magnoliopsida; Malvales; Malvaceae
Product: AT-hook motif nuclear-localized protein 1-like
Molecular function (GO): minor groove of adenine-thymine-rich DNA binding
Source: RefSeq, a predicted model, not a curated record